CCGCUUCCCUUCCUGCUGCCGGAGCCCGCGCCGCGCCCAGCAUCCGCCGAGAGGAGCAGCCGCUGCCGCACCGCGCUCUGCCGCCCGACGCGCCGCGCCUCGCCUCGCCGACACCAUGGCAUCCGGAGUGCAAGUUGCCGAUGAGGUGUGCCGUAUCUUCUACGACAUGAAAGUGCGCAAGUGCUCCACGCCCGAGGAGGUGAAGAAGAGGAAGAAGGCUGUCAUCUUCUGCCUCAGUCCAGACAAAAAGUGCAUUAUCGUGGAAGAAGGCAAAGAGAUUCUGGUGGGAGACGUGGGCGUGACGGUGACCGACCCUUUCAAGCACUUUGUGCAGAUGCUGCCCGAGAAGGAUUGCCGUUAUGCCUUGUAUGACGCCAGCUUCGAGACCAAGGAGUCCAAAAAAGAAGAGCUGAUGUUUUUCUUGUGGGCACCAGAACAAGCACCUCUCAAAAGUAAGAUGAUCUACGCAAGCUCCAAGGAUGCAAUCAAAAAGAAGUUCCAAGGCAUAAAGCAUGAAUGCCAAGCAAAUGGGCCAGAGGACCUCAACCGAGCUUGCAUUGCUGAGAAGCUAGGAGGCUCCCUAGUUGUAGCUUUUGAAGGAAGUCCUGUGUAGAUGUCAUACAGUGCCACAACUCUACAAGCAUUCCAUGUUUUAAUAUAUCAGUUAUGUAAAGCAACCAUUCUAGGCAAGGGUUUCACUAACUGUAGGGAAGCUGUCUUGUAGAAUCAAGUAGAUUUUGGAAAUGUAGUUCAUUAUGUACAAAUGACCCUAAAUAAAUCAAAUCUAAGGAUUUAUCUUGGUGUAUUAAUAUUUGCAUUGGUUGUCCAGCCCAAUACUGUCCCUGAUGGAUUAACACUAGAGGUCUCCAAAAAUAUUGGUCCAGUGCAGCAGUGUAUCCUGGGAUGAAAGGAGGGGAGGUGAGAACAAUCUGCUUCCUCUUCCUGCUUUCUCUAAAUUGUAACAAGCAAAAUUCAAUCAGUCUUUUUGAGGCUACUGGCCAAAUUGCCAAACUCAAAAAAAACCUUUCCCCCCCCCCCCUGCAAUUGUUUUAAUACAAAGCUUAAAAACCUGUAGUUAAAGUUUAGGCUAAAGCAACCUGUUGGCACCAAAACUGGGUUAAAUUCUUUGUGCUUGCAGUUGCAGAGCUACACUGAUAAAGGCUAAUUCUGAAGUGAAAUAAGAGUUUUCUGGAGAAACAGCCCUAAUCCAUUCUCUUGUGACUUCACAGUGCAGUAAUAAUAAUAUUUAAAGGUUCACUUGUUCUGUAGGUUCAAAUUUCUUGUUACAAAAUGUCUCGAGGGCUCUUCCAGCCUGAGUGGUUCUAUACAAAAAUGCUUCUUCUGUUGAUGUAGUUUGAUUUUUAGAACUAGCUUAGUCUAAUACACACUAGUGGAUGGGAUGCUUCUGAGGCUUUGACAAUGCAGAUUCUUAGAGCUCUCCAGUUACGAGUAGUACAAUGAGAAAGAACCACACCUUAAAUAAAACCAAAGUGGUGUUCUCAGCCCCAGCCUUUGGUCACUUGGUCCAUUUCUCCAUAAUUACUAUUGAUUUAACUUAGUAGAACCAAUCAGCCUGACUAAUACGGCUUGAUCUGGGCUUUUUUGUCUGUUAGCUUCUUUAAUUCUGUAGAAAUGCAUGGAAAUAUCACCUACUAGAAAGUUUGACCUGAAAUGCCUUUUGUAUGGGGGAGGGGGGAGGGAGUAGAGAAACAUUCCUGUGCCAGCUACAGAGAUCUUAAAAGCUUCCAUGUUUCACCAGUGGUUGAUUAAAGCUGUUUUCCUUUGUGUAAUGUGUACAUGGGAGUUGCAGAGUUUUUUCCUGUAUGUCUGUAGAGAAAAAGAGAACAAAAAAGAAACCCCAACCAAACCCCACCACCCUUAGCCUCCAGUGCGUUCAUGUGCUAUGUUCUGUGUGUGCCAAAUUCAAAUAGCCUAAAUAAAUGGGGUUUCCCCUCCCCUGG
Molecule: messenger RNA, 1961 nt
Organism: Colius striatus (speckled mousebird)
Lineage: Eukaryota; Metazoa; Chordata; Aves; Coliiformes; Coliidae
Gene: DSTN
Product: destrin, actin depolymerizing factor
Exons: 4
Coding region: 116-613 (165 amino acids)
Biological process (GO): actin filament severing; cell motility; actin filament fragmentation
Cellular component (GO): cytoplasm; actin cytoskeleton; actin cortical patch
Molecular function (GO): actin filament binding
Source: RefSeq, a predicted model, not a curated record